This is a messenger RNA of Diversispora eburnea, 603 nucleotides long. The record is from the annotation of a GenBank genome assembly. NCBI's taxonomy places the organism in Eukaryota, Fungi, Glomeromycota, Glomeromycetes, Diversisporales, Diversisporaceae.
AUGAUUAAAUCUGUUCUCAUUUUUAAUAACCAUGGAAAACCUAGACUUACGAAAUUUUAUCAACAGAUAGAUAUCGGUAUACAGCAAGCUUUAGUUCAAGAAAUAUAUUCUCUAGUUUCAAAACGUCCAGAUACAGUAUGUAACUUUCUCGAAGGAAGUCAAAUGCUUGGUGGAAAAGAUACACGAGUAAUUUACCGACAUUAUGCAACAUUAUAUUUUGUAUUUGUCGUCGAUGAAUGUGAAAGUGAAUUAGGAAUUCUGGACUUAAUUCAGGUUUUUGUGGAAAGCUUGGAUAGAUGUUUUGAAAAUGUGUGUGAACUUGAUUUGAUUUUUCAUUUCGAAGAGGUUCAUCAUAUUCUAUCCGAAGUAGUUAUGGGAGGGAUGGUCUUGGAAACAAAUAUAUCAGAAAUAGUUUCAGCAUUUAAUGAAGGAAAUAAACAAAAGAAACGUGGUAGUGCAAUGUCCACAAUUUCAGGAAGUGGAGCUGGUGCUGUUGCUAGAGAUCUAGGAGCUAACCUAGCAAACACAGUUACAAAUACCUUACAAAACACAGUCAGUGCAACAUUCCCUACAUUUAGGAGAAAUUCAGGAUUUAACUCUUGA